AUGUGAGCAUCAGUAUGAAGCAUAUAUAUUCAGAGAGGUGAUGUCAGAGUGGAGAGGACGAGGUUCUUGGGACCAGCUGUAACGCACCAGACAGUAUCUCAACACAACAGGUCACGAUCCACCAUGGAAUCUGCCAUCUGCACCCUGGUCACCCAGUUCAAGGAGUACGCUGGGAAGGAUGGAUCCACCAGCACCCUGAGCAAAGACGAAUUCCAGAACCUGCUGACCUCCCAGCUGCCCAACUACGCCAAGAACUUCAGCAGCCCGGCAGCCGUCGAACAGCUCAUGAGCUCGCUGGACGAAAACAACGACGGCGAGCUGACCUUCUCCGAGUUCUGGCAGCUGAUUGGAAAACUGGCGAGCCAACAGGGCGGCUUCGGCCAGUAGAGCUUGGGUUGUGCGACAACCAAUCAACCCAAUUGCAGCUGUCCAGCUUUAAAUUAAAAGGCAUUUGAAUUCAUUUAUCUCAUGUGUAACUCUUUAGUUAACCAUUUGGGAGCAUUGAAUUAAAGGCUUCAUUGUCUUGAACCCGAGGCCA
Molecule: messenger RNA, 538 nt
Organism: Paralichthys olivaceus (Japanese flounder)
Lineage: Eukaryota; Metazoa; Chordata; Actinopteri; Pleuronectiformes; Paralichthyidae
Gene: s100a11
Product: S100 calcium binding protein A11
Cellular component (GO): perinuclear region of cytoplasm
Molecular function (GO): calcium ion binding; transition metal ion binding; calcium-dependent protein binding
Source: RefSeq, a predicted model, not a curated record